Messenger RNA from Ectocarpus sp. CCAP 1310/34, 660 nucleotides. Lineage: Eukaryota; Phaeophyceae; Ectocarpales; Ectocarpaceae. The record is from the annotation of a GenBank genome assembly.
AUGCCGAUGCCCGGUUGUGCCGCUGGUAGCUGGGCUGACUUCCUAAUCUUCGUGUUCGGAUGCGGCGGGCGCAGGAAGGAGGUCGCGGCAGUGCAGGGCCGGUCGGCGGCGGAGCGGACAGCAGCAACAGGCGAUGCCUUCGACCCGGCGAAGCCACCGCCCCUGCUGCAGCACGGGAAUUUCGGCCGUGGGGUGUUUUUCUUCGCGGCGGGCAGCGGCGGCGGCAGCGGCGGCGGCAGCGGCGGCGGCAGCGGCGGUAGUGUUACUACGACUCCCUCAAGGGAUUCCGAUGACGCUUAUUCGGGCAGGGGUAGUGCGGCGGGUGGCUUUGGCGCCAGCAGCAGCGAGGCUUCUUCGCGCCAACAUAGCAACAGCAGCACAGCGGUGGUAGCGGUGGGGAAGAUUGAACCGGUUUUCUGCACGACGAACGAGGCGGCGUUGGGCAUGGCCCGAAGCAACAACCAUAACAAAAUAGUAGGCGGCGGGAAGAAGAGAAUUCCUCAGGAUACGGAAGGGCCUUGGACACGAGACGGAGGGGCGCUGGCUCUGGAGGGGGAGACCGGAGGGGAUAAGAGUAACAGCUCUGGACAACAACAGCCGAAAGCGGGGCAGCAGCAACAGCUGCGGCAGCGGCGGGCGAAGCCGUCCUACAGGUUGUGA